This is a messenger RNA of Sphaerodactylus townsendi, 1269 nucleotides long. RefSeq names its product tripartite motif containing 44 (gene TRIM44). The record is from RefSeq and is a predicted model, not a curated record. The transcript is spliced from 5 exons. NCBI's taxonomy places the organism in Eukaryota, Metazoa, Chordata, Lepidosauria, Squamata, Sphaerodactylidae. Gene Ontology annotation, molecular function: zinc ion binding. The coding region runs from base 380 to 1225 and encodes 281 amino acids.
UGAAAAGAACCUGCCUGACCUGGGCUUCAAAAGUGAAACGGCUACGGGGAGUGCGUGUUUUACCGAAAGGGGUAACUGGUGAAAAUCCAAAAGGGAGGGAGACGUGAAGGAGAAGGGAUUCUUUAAAUUAUUUGGGUGGUAUAUAAGAUAAAUAAGGGCAAAAAUAAAGUUUGGCAGGGGAAACCGAAGCAGGCUGGCUCAGGGGAGGAAGAGAGUGGAUGAAAAACCUGGAAACUCGGAAAGCAGCAAUCUGAAGGGAAAACCUCUUCCCAGCAAGUAACGGAAAACCUGCAGAUGCCCUAGCUGCAAUAGUAAACAGUGAGUAGUACAAAAACCAGCUGGCACUGAACCAGCAGGCCUUGUCAGGCUCAGACCGGAAAUGGCUUCCUCAGAGAGGGAGAAUGGAGAAGAGUUGCCCCAAGACAACACCUGCGAUGCCUGUGAGCCCGAUGAAGCACAGGGUGCUACGCAGAUCUGUCAGGACUGUGCGUUUUCCUUUUGCCAACUUCACGCAGAGGAGCACAGCCAAAGAUACAGGACCCACCGGAUGACUGACUUUGUCACUCCAUCAGGGCAGAGACAGGCAAGCAGCCAAGAAGACCCCAAAGAAGAAGAGGUUCGCAAGCUGGAGCGGAAGAAGUGUGAAGAACACGGGGAAGAUCUUAGCUUGUAUUGUAAAGAGCAUGAGAAGAUUAUCUGUGUAUUGUGCGCUGUGUCUGGCUCUCACCAGAAGCAUGAUAUCAUCACUCUGAAGGAUGCCUAUGAAGCCAUGAGGAAUAGAGAUCGUAUUGACCUGAAAGUGGCUAUGCUAGAGAUGGUGGAAAGAUUGAAGUUCAAGUCUGCAGAUCCCAAAGUAACUCAGGGUGACAUGAAGUUAUGCAUUCAGCAAGAAUUUGAAAAGGUACGUCGCCUAGUUUGUGAAGAGGAAGAGAAAGCUCUUCACCUGGUGGAUCUUCAGGAAGCCUUGGCCACUGCUCACACAACAGAGGUUCUGGCAGAAAUUGAUGUCCGCAUGGAUAAGCUGAUGACAGAAAUGGCUGAGCUCACAAGACAGCUGAACACCUUUAAUGAGCUAGCCCUACUCAAGCCUGAGAGCACAGAUGAAGAAUCCAGGGCCGAAAGCUUUCCUCUGCCUUCAUCAAAUCCUUCCCAAAGGGACAGACAGUAUAAUGGUGGGGAUCUCGGCUUACCCCGCUCUGCCCAGUGGGCUCCGCUUUAUGACUGACACAGCAAUGAAAAUUUCAGGCCUAACCACUCUGAGUGGGAAUC